Messenger RNA from Rotaria sp. Silwood1, 456 nucleotides. NCBI's taxonomy places the organism in Eukaryota, Metazoa, Rotifera, Eurotatoria, Philodinida, Philodinidae. The record is from the annotation of a GenBank genome assembly.
AUGAAUAUCUUAGGCAAACUUCUUCCAACAACUAUUGAUUUUAUAGCAUAUCGUUCAUUUAGUAUGACGAUACCAUUAUAUGAUCUACAAAAAGUUAGUCGUGUACAUGUAGUUGAUAAUAGUAAAUUAGCUUUAGAUGGAAAUGUUUAUAAACGUAUGCCACGUAUUAUACAUUGUUAUAAAAAAAAUAAUAAUUUAACACGUACAAGAUUAACAGCUGGUCUUGGUGAUAAAGUAUUAUUAGCAAUUAAAGGACAAAUGAAAAAAGCAAUUAUUGUUGGUUGUAGACAACGUAUACGAAAACCAAAUAUACCACAAUUUGAUUCAAAUAAUGUUGUAUUAAUUGAUGAUGAUGGAAAUCCAAUUGGUACACGUAUACUUGCACCUAUACCCGCAUUUUUUCGUACACGAGGUGAUUUAGCUAAAAUUGCUGCUAUUGCUACGACUUUUGUUUAA